UUAAAUUCAAGCAUUACACUAUUUUUUAUGUGAGUGUAGUAUUUGUAUACAAAUACACGUGUUUCGUACUGUUGCUAUCUCUCAUUUUGCUUCACAUUGGGUUUUACGUGUUCUUUUCCAUAAAAUGGAACUCUUCGCAGUUAAUCGGUACGACGAAACAAAACUUACGAAGGAGGACGAACAAGCUCAAGAGGAACUUAUACUGCAAAGGCUCCGGACACCACGAGAUAAGCCGAAACGUUCUAUCAAAUGCCAAGUAAAUCAGAAUCAAAUUCAAGAUAGCCAAACAUUGGAUCAUGAUAUAACAAAAAAUUUGGAGGCAAACGAAGAAACAGAACAUGUCGAAACUGAACCGGGAACCCAGGGAGUAAAGGACGCAGAACCUACGCAACAUGACCAACUAGAAGAACAUGAACCCAAGACGCGUGAAAAUGAAACAAAUUUUGUAGUGCUUGGCGAUGAUCAUCUCAGGAGGCUAAAGAAGAUCGAUGAAGUUCUUCCUCCAUGGUUAUCUCAUCCAACCAUUAUUGAUAGUGACCUCAGUAAAAAGGGGAAAUCUAUCAAGAAAUUAGACUAUUUGAGCGAGCAGAUUAAAUGUAAUCUGAAGAAAAUGGAAUACAAAAGACUGUUUCCGGUUCAGGAGACUGUCAUACCAUGGAUCUUGGAUGCCCACCGCAAACCAGCCCCGUUUUGGCCUCGGGACGUUUGCAUAUCGUCGCCAACUGGGAGCGGUAAAACUUUGGCCUUUGCUAUUCCCGUUGUUCAACUACUUCUGAAUCGAAUUUCACCCGCCAUUCGGGCAAUGGUUGUUCUUCCUGUAACGGAGUUGGCCGAACAAGUGUAUGCUGUUUUUGAGAAACUUUGUCAAGGAACAAAAGUUCGACCACUGUUAUUAUCUCGCAAGCAGACUUUCAGCGUGGAACAAACUAAACUGGUGGAUCGUUUCAAUGAUGAAUAUAUCAUAAAGGUGGAUAUCGUUAUAACAACGGCAGGCCGUUUGGUAGAGCAUCUUCAUUCGACGAAAGGAUUCACACUGAAACAUCUUCGAUUUCUUAUCAUAGAUGAGGCGGAUCGCGUCAUGGAUCAGAUUCAAAAUGAUUGGCUGUAUCAUCUCAACAAACACGUGAAGGAAGAGUCUGAUGAAUAUCUUUUAGGAAGAGGAGCUGGUCAGCUAUCACAAACCGAGAUAUUUGACAAACCACGACAGCCUCAUAAACUCCUUUUCUCAGCCACUAUGAGUCGCGAUCCAGAGAAACUUCAUACCUUCAAAUUGUUCCAUCCGAAGCUCUUCACAGCUGUUUCUGAUCCAGCAAAACAAUUGGCAACGCUAGCGAGGAAACAUGAGGUCGCCGAAGAAAAACGCGGCAAAUUCGUCGGACAGUAUGCAACACCAGCGGAACUACGGGAACUUAUUUGCAUGACGCAAUACAAGAUCAAACCAUUGACCCUGUUCGCGUUGUUGAAAGAAAAUAAUUACAAACGUUUUCUAUGCUUCACGAAUUCGAUCGACGCUUCGCACAGAUUGUCUUUUGUUUUGCAGAAAAUGUUCGGUAGCGAUUUGAUUAUUGAAGAGUGGUCAUCAUCAUUAACUCCGACGGCCAGAAAGAACGUUCUCAGUCGAUUUAUGCUGGGAAAAGUCAAUGGAAUCAUUUGCACUGAUGCGCUCGCCCGUGGUAUCGACAUUGAUGAUAUUGAUGUGGUCAUUUCGUACGAUGCGCCUCGACACAUCAACACCUACAUCCAUCGAAUUGGUCGAACAGGUCGAGCGGGUAACCGUGGUACCUCGAUCACGAUGUUGAUCGAUGAGGAACGAAAGAAAUUCAAUACAACCUUAACGGAAGCUGGAAAACGUGCUCCACAAGAAAUCAAUAUCAACUCGAAUGCGGAAGAGGAAUAUGCCGUACUGUACUCGAAUGCAUUGAAUGAUUUGCGCGAUGCACUUGAUUUGGAAAAGCAAACUAUUAACAAAAUGCGGGGUGGAAUGUCUAUCGCCAGCAUGACAAAGGUCAAUUUGCUGAGCAAGUUAAAGGAUCGUGUAGAGAUUGAUUCGGGUACUUCGAAAGAAACAAUCAAAACAUUGCUUCAUCUGCCCAAGGCCUGGUCUAAUGAAGCUAUCGAGAAGCGCGCCAAUUCAGACAAGGGGGAAAGAAAACGAAAGCAAAAACGAACGGCUAGGGAACCUGCCAAACAAAAUGCUAAUAUGGAAGAAGUAGUGAAAGAUCCAACACCUAAAAAACGAAAACAUUCUGAUCAAGACGAAGAAUCAUGAAAAAAAGUAAGCAUAAUAGAGUUUGGGCAAUAAAAAACUAUACUACUCGAACUGCA
Messenger RNA from Toxorhynchites rutilus septentrionalis, 2325 nucleotides. RefSeq names its product probable ATP-dependent RNA helicase Dbp73D (gene Dbp73D). Gene Ontology annotation, cellular component: nucleus. The record is from RefSeq and is a predicted model, not a curated record. The coding region runs from base 125 to 2269 and encodes 714 amino acids. The transcript has 6 exons. Lineage: Eukaryota; Metazoa; Arthropoda; Insecta; Diptera; Culicidae. Gene Ontology annotation, molecular function: ATP binding; nucleic acid binding.